AUGGCGCUUCUAGGAGAACAACGUAGUGGAAAUAUCAAAGGUGUCCGUGCUAGACAGAAAAUCAAUUACGACAAAUCUCUUAUCUACUUUAGCCCUAACACAAAGCAGGAAGAUCGUAGGCUUAUUCGUGAAGUCUUUAAUGUAUAUGAGAAAGAUAACCCGAGUGUCUAUCUUGGACUCCCUCUCUUGGUGAGGAGAAGUAAAAUAGGAGCGUUCAGGUUUAUUAGAGACAAGGUUGACAAACGAAUCAAUGGACUGACGAAGAAUAUUCUCUCAUUUGCAGGACGCGAGGUUUUUCUCAAGUUGGUUACCCAAGCACUUCCUACUUAUGUCAUGUCAUGUUGUCUUCUUCCGGAUGGGGUGAUUGAAGGGAUCAUGACAUGUAUAAGAGCUUAUUGGUGGUCGGGGAAACGUGCUUCUAGAGGAUAG
Hibiscus syriacus is the source of this 429-nucleotide messenger RNA. RefSeq lists its product as uncharacterized. The coding region runs from base 1 to 429 and encodes 142 amino acids. NCBI's taxonomy places the organism in Eukaryota, Viridiplantae, Streptophyta, Magnoliopsida, Malvales, Malvaceae. The record is from RefSeq and is a predicted model, not a curated record. The transcript has 2 exons.